GCAAUUGCGACGGCCCUCAUCCAUCGCAUUACCGUCCUCUGCCUCCUUGCGACGGGCCUCCUAUCCGACCUCCGUAUCCGCGGCUUGUAAAGCUUUGCAGCCCCUGGACCUAUUUGCGCUUCAACUCUAUACCAUCAACGCGUCCGCUCCUCGAGUCUCCAGUCCUGCUCCUGGCCUGACCCUUAUAUCAUUACCACUUGGCCUUGGCGCAUCAAGUUCGAUCUUCGGUGGCUUCAGCAUAUUAGAACAAUACCUUUAGAGGUCUCUUGGAUUGUUUUCACCUUGAGAGUCGACAGCGAUUAACGGCGACUCGGCCCGGUUAAACGCCUCUUCUAUCGGUUAUCCGCUGCAACGACUUCUGACCGAACGCUUCAUUGCCAACACAUCAUCAACAGUAACAUCAUCACGAAACAACCACGCACAAUCAUUGAAAGCUCGAAUACACUCUUGAAAUGUCUGCCGGAGAUGGAACAUCGACCCCUGGGGUUGGUGGCAGCAAUGCCAGCGAAUUUGUUCGCAAACUUUACCGAAUGCUCGAGGAUCCCGCGCACCAAGAUGUCGCUAGAUGGGGCAAAGAUGGCGACACCUUUGUCGUUGUUGAGAAUGAAAAAUUCACGCGCUCCAUCCUCCCUAAGCACUUUAAGCAUAGCAACAUGGCCAGUUUUGUCCGACAACUGAACAAGUAUGAUUUUCAUAAAGUGCGACAAACGAAUGACAGUGGCUCUGCAGCCAACGGCGCCAAUACUCUCGAAUUCAAGCAUCCCAACUUCAGAGUCGGCAGUAAGGAUGAUCUUGAUAACAUUCGUCGAAAAGCACCUGCUCCUAGAAGAACGCAGGCCACGGAGGAUUUCACAACCAGUCACCAUAUUAGUGUUAUGACUGAACAGCUCACCGCCACGCAGCAGCAAGUGCAACAACUCCAGGAAUUGUUUACCGAGGUCUCUCAGACAAACCGUCUCCUUGUUAACGAGGUUCUGACACUGCAAAAAAUGCUGAAUGCGCAGAAGCAAUCCCAGCACGAGAUGCUCAACUUCUUAUCGCCCUCUACCAACCGUCAUCAACAGACGAUGCAUCUCAACGUCGGUACAUCCCCUCUAGAUGGCAGCGAUGAUUCGGCACCUGAAUUAAGACGAGCUCGCGAGCUUCUGUCCAGUGUGACACCUGAUCAGAUUGCCGACCGGGAGUUGGAACGUCUUCAAGGUGUGUACGGGUCUCCGGCCGAUUCUGCAGUGGUCAUUCCGCAAGCCUCAAUGCCCAUGAUGCAUGAUCCAAUGAACGACAUCAACCGUUAUCCUGUAUACCCGGUGGGUCAGACUGUCGGAAUCGAUCCUUUCCACUCGGAUCACAUCCACAAGAUUCCUUAUGCGAUGCCUAACGAUUCGAGCGCCAACGCCAUGCAGGAAGUGGCUGCCCCUCAACCCAUCAACAUUCAGACCCACGGGAACUCCAAUUCGUCGGCCAAUUCGGCUCUCACAUGGGCAUCCCGGAAACCCAGAAUCUUCCUUGUUGAGGACGACCCAACCUGCGCUAAGAUCGGUAUUAAGUUUCUCAAGUCGAUGGGAUGUGAAGUCGAGCAUGCUCAAAAUGGAGCGGAUGCAUACAGCCGCAUCACAGGCGUGGCCCGUGAUCAUUUCGACAUGAUCUUUAUGGACAUCAUCAUGCCUAAGCUAGAUGGUGUCUCGACCACCAUGUACAUCCGUCAGGACUGUCCUGCUAUCCCUAUUGUCGCUAUGACGUCGAAUAUCCGAUCCGAUGAGGUCCACUGUUAUUUUGAGCAUGGUAUGAAUGGUGUCUUGGCUAAGCCAUUUACCAAGAGCGGGAUGCAGAAGAUUGUCGAGAAUCACUUGAGCUACCUCCUUAAGGGCUACGAUCCUUCAACCCAGCAAGAAUCUGGUUCGGGAUACGUGGUUGGUGGCGCAGGUUACAUGAACCCUCCCAGUAACUUGAACACACCAGGAGGAACAGCGUUCAAGUUUGAGACAACACCUACACCUCCAGCGACUGGCGCGACUUGGUCCCCAGGACAGAUGCCACAGCAGUCCCCUCUCACCACAGGAAUGGACCAAGGGUAUGGCAUGGUUAACGGCGCGAACCAAUACGGCUUAACACCCACGAGUGCCAGCAGAGCCAGCUUCCCUGGCAACAUUUCACAAAAUAACCAGGGACGUAUGGACGGCCAAAGUCCUCCCGAAAAGCGACAGCGUACCUAUGUCUAAGUUUCUGAAUGGAAGAUCGCGUCGUUGGAAUUUUGUCUGGUGUAUGCACGCGGCUAUAUCGUGAGGAGUACGGCGUUUAGGGCGAAAUAACGUGGGAGCUUUUUGACACUGGUGGCCUUGGUGGCCUUCGGUGAAUAAUUGGCUGGGAGAGAGAUUUCAUGUUGGGUAUUUCGCAUUUAUGACUGGGGAGACGUUGGAAUCGGACCCCUUUAACGAGUAAAGGCAUCUGGCAGGAUACAGAAGGCUAGCUGGUCAGUGAGGACUGUUGCUGUUACUUAGUUGCGGACACAGACGGCACGCAUCUGGUUUUGAAUCGGAGUGUACGGUGCGCCUGAUGAACAACAAGAUUUGAUACCUGCGAUAAUAUUAUUCUCUUUUUGGCGAGACACAAAAGAUCCCUUGAGC
Messenger RNA from Fusarium graminearum PH-1, 2621 nucleotides. RefSeq lists its product as uncharacterized. The coding region runs from base 453 to 2216 and encodes 587 amino acids. The record is from RefSeq and is a predicted model, not a curated record. Gene Ontology annotation, biological process: regulation of DNA-templated transcription; phosphorelay signal transduction system. Gene Ontology annotation, molecular function: DNA-binding transcription factor activity; phosphorelay response regulator activity; sequence-specific DNA binding. The transcript has 7 exons. NCBI's taxonomy places the organism in Eukaryota, Fungi, Ascomycota, Sordariomycetes, Hypocreales, Nectriaceae.